AUGGCUGGUGAACGGAAGCCUUCAGCGUUUGACAGAUUCUAUGAUAUGGAGGAUGAUAAUCCUCUUGUUCGGUUUUAUGAUGCCGAACAAAAAUUAACCACUAAAGAUCGAACUGAACUUGGAGAAAGUCUUAAAAGAAUAAGUUUCUAUUCCAGUUACGCAGCCUAUGGUUCAGCAACCGUUGCUUAUUUUCUUCCCACCAUUGUUUACAACUAUAAGAAUCCGGGGAAGGCACCUCCUAUUACUAUCAAUGGCAAACAGGUUAAACCUAUGUUUGUAUUCCGGAGACCAUUCUUCUCUGUCUUUCUUUCCUUUGGGACACUUUUAGUGACCAAACUGAUCUUAUCUACGUAUUUGUUGAGCAAAGCAGGUAAUGAAACCACCAGUAGUCAACAGAGGCAAAUUUGGGAACAACUCCGUAAAUUCCCAACUAUGGGACUUGGAAUCUAUGGAGAAUACUUUACCAAAUCAGCUACAGAUGAUCUGAUAAGAAUGAGAAAUCCUCGAGAGAUGGCUAAGGAGUUAAGAGAUAAUCCUAACGCCGUUAGAUUUUUCCCUUCAUUGGAUAACCUGCUGCGUAUGCCAGUAGAUCCUAAGGACCCAUCCAAUGGCGAAGCUUGGCAACAUUUAAGAGAGGAAAAUGGGUUCCCAGCAAGAGGCAAAAAGAGUCAAAAACAUGAACAGAUUCAUGAUGGAGAAGCUUCUCAUAAUGAAGACACUAACAUUGAACCGGAUUCUACCCUUGUACAGGAUACUGACGGUGAACAUGAUACGAACGAAAGUAGCAUGUCAUCUUGGGAAAGACUUCGUAAAUCAGGUUCAACUAAAUGA
Messenger RNA from Lizanozyma spartinae, 831 nucleotides. RefSeq lists its product as uncharacterized. The coding region runs from base 1 to 831 and encodes 276 amino acids. Lineage: Eukaryota; Fungi; Ascomycota; Pichiomycetes; Serinales; Debaryomycetaceae. The transcript has a single exon. The record is from RefSeq and is a predicted model, not a curated record.